Messenger RNA from Adineta ricciae, 1704 nucleotides. The record is from the annotation of a GenBank genome assembly. Lineage: Eukaryota; Metazoa; Rotifera; Eurotatoria; Adinetida; Adinetidae.
AUGAUAACAUCGAUUAUAAUUGGUCUCACUGGCCAUUUUUUCUACUGGCUUCUAUUUGAUUCAUUCGGUAGAGCUAGAAAACGAGCGAAUAGGAAAGUUAAGUGGACCAAUAGUCAAAUAAAUGACGAAUAUAACGUCAUCAUCGUUGGUACAGGCUUUUCUGGUAUUGGCACUGCCAUUCGACUAAAUCAACUUGGUAUGAGCAACUACAUUCUCUUCGAGCGUGAUGCACACGUCGGUGGUACGUGGUAUGCCAACCAAUAUCCUGGAUGUGCAUGCGAUGUUCCAUCCAAUCUCUACUCAUUCUCAUUCGAACCUAAUCCAAACUGGUCCUACUACUUUAGUCGCCAACCAGAGAUUUGGAACUAUCUCGAACAUUGUGCAGACAAGUAUCGUGUCCGAUCACAUAUUCGCUUCAACACAACGGUCACUCAGCUCAAGUGGAUCGAAGAUCAACAGCUCUGGCAAGUGACAACUGAGUCGAACAAUGAAGAAAAAGUGUACUACGGUCGAUCGGUAGUACUUGGUACGGGUCCGCUGUCGAAUGCAGCCUAUCCGACCGAUAUCGAUGGAAUCGAAAAGUUCGAAGCGCGUGGCAGUGGUGGGUACCGGUGCAAGUGCCAUUCAAGUAGUGCCAGAAGUUCAGAAGAUGGGCGUGAAACAACUACUUGUCUUUCAACGUACGCCACCAUGGAUAGUGCCUCGAAUAGAUCGGCAAUUAACCGAUUGGGAAAAGAANACAUUGACUUUCGAAACAAGCGCGUGGCAGUGGUGGGUACCGGUGCAAGUGCCAUUCAAGUAGUGCCAGAAGUUCAGAAGAUGGGCGUGAAACAACUACUUGUCUUUCAACGUACGCCACCAUGGAUAGUGCCUCGAAUAGAUCGGCAAUUAACCGAUUGGGAAAAGAAUAUUUUGAAACGUUUUCCAAUUAUUCAGAAAUUGAUUCGUGCCAUGAUUUAUUGGGGAAGUGAAUCUAUAGCGUUGUCAUUCGUCUAUCGGUGGCCACUUCGCAUAAUUGAUCACCAGCUGGCCAGAUACAACUUGAACCGAGAAGUUAAAGAUCCUCUAUUGAGAAAAAAGGUCACACCAACAUGGGACCUAGGUUGUAAACGCACUUUACUAACAAAUGAUUGGUAUUCAACCCUUCAAAAACCGAACGUAAAACUAGUCACAAAUCGUAUUCAUGAGGUGAAAGCACAUUCGAUAGCGACAUACGAUGGUGAUGAAUAUCCCGUUGACAUUAUCAUCUGGUCAACAGGAUUCCAAGUUCAGACAUUUCCGCUACCUGUUUACGGUAUCGAUGGUCAUUCGCUAAGCGAUGAAUGGUCAAAUACGAUACAAGCCUAUCGAGGUGUCACCGUACCUAGUUUUCCAAACUUAUACAUUCUUCUCGGUCCCAAUACAGGUCUUGGCCACAAUUCUGUAGUCAUAAUGAUCGAAUCCCAAAUAAACUACAUCGCCGAAGCACUUCUCUACAUGGAUCGAUACAACCUACGGUCAAUGGAAAUCAAACGAGACGUUCAUGUACAAUUCAACAAGGAAAUACAGUCGAAAUUAAAGAAAACAGUGUGGCAAAGUGGUAAAUGCCGGUCGGGGUAUCAAGAUAGUCAAGGUAACAAUACUGCCAUAUGGCCCGAUUGUACGUGGUUAUAUGUGUUAUUGAUGAACAAAUUCGAUUAUGAAAAUUAUAUUGCUCGUAAAUAA